CAACUCCUUCAUGGUGUACAUGGCCUACAAGGAUUUGUACCAGAUGUCCAACACCGAGCUGUAUGAGAUAUUCAGCUGCUUGGCAGAGCUGGGUGCCAUAGCUCAAGUUCAUGCAGAGAACGGAGAUAUCAUUGCACAGGAACAAGCCAGGAUGCUGGAGAUGGGAAUCACUGGCCCUGAGGGCCACGUGCUGAGCAGACCUGAGGAGCUGGAAGCAGAAGCUGUCUUCCGGGCCAUCACUAUUGCCAGCCAGACCAACUGUCCUCUCUACGUGACUAAAGUGAUGAGCAAAAGUGCUGCUGACCUCAUCUCGCAAGCCAGGAAAAAAGGCCACGUGGUGUUUGGCGAGCCGAUCACGGCCAGCCUCGGGACCGACGGGACGCACUACUGGAGCAAGAACUGGGCCAAGGCUGCGGCGUUUGUGGUCUCUCCGCCGCUGAGCCCAGACCCAACAACUCCUGACUACAUCAACUCCCUCCUGGCCAGCGGUGACCUGCAGGUUUCGGGAAGUGCCCACUGUACGUUCAGCACUGCGCAGAAAGCCAUUGGAAAAGACAACUUCACGGUGAUCCCAGAAGGGACCAACGGCAUAGAGGAACGAAUGUCUGUCAUCUGGGACAAGGCAGUGGCCACAGGAAAGAUGGAUGAAAACCAGUUUGUGGCUGUGACGAGCACUAAUGCUGCAAAAAUCUUCAACCUGUACCCACGGAAAGGGAGAAUAGCAGUGGGCUCGGACAGUGAUCUGGUUAUCUGGGAUCCUGAUGCAGUGAAGAUCGUCACGGCAAAAACCCAUCAGUCUGUGGCUGAAUACAACAUCUUUGAAGGGAUGGAGCUUCGUGGGGCCCCGCUGCUUGUCAUAUGCCAGGGGAAGAUCGUGCUGGAGGAUGGCAACCUGCAUGUGACUCAGGGGUUUGGACGCUUCCUGCCCUGCAGCCCUUUCCCUGACUAUGUCUACAAGCGCAUCAAAGCCAGGAGGAAGAUGGCGGAGAUGCACGCCGUGCCCCGGGGCAUGUAUGAUGGACCUGUGUUUGACCUGACUGCCACCCCCAAGGGGGGCACCCCUGCGGGGUCAACCAGGGGGUCCCCCACACGACAGACACCCCCCGUCAGGAAUCUCCAUCAGUCUGGAUUCAGCCUGUCAGGUACCCAGAUCGAUGACGGCGUUCGCUCCGCGAGCAAGCGCAUUGUUGCGCCCCCGGGAGGCCGCUCCAACAUAACCUCCCUGAGUUAAACAUCCGUGCCGAGAAGGAAACAAAAUCCCUGUGCAAGCGAAGGAAGAAAAAUGGUACAUUGGUGUUUAAGAAGGAAAAACAAAUAAACCUGCUCUGAAGAAUCAAUAAGCCUCAAGCCUUAUGUUUCACAAAUGUUACUUGCUACCUAGCUUUAAAGAAAUUGCUUCAUUUUGUUUUAUGCAUAGCCUUAAAAUUCUGUUGUUGCUGUGGGUUUGGUGGGGUUGUGUUUUUACUCUUCCUUUCUGUAUGCAUGCCACUCAGACAGGUCGCUCAGUCCAGUGUGUUAUUGGUGUGGAACGCAUCUGGGAUGCCGUGGUGUGGGACAGCAGGAACGCCCC
Messenger RNA from Pterocles gutturalis (yellow-throated sandgrouse), 1570 nucleotides. RefSeq names its product dihydropyrimidinase-related protein 3. Gene Ontology annotation, molecular function: hydrolase activity, acting on carbon-nitrogen (but not peptide) bonds, in cyclic amides. The coding region runs from base 11 to 1231 and encodes 406 amino acids. Gene Ontology annotation, cellular component: cytosol; cytoplasm. The transcript has 10 exons. NCBI's taxonomy places the organism in Eukaryota, Metazoa, Chordata, Aves, Pterocliformes, Pteroclidae. The record is from RefSeq and is a predicted model, not a curated record. Gene Ontology annotation, biological process: actin crosslink formation.